Molecule: messenger RNA, 755 nt
Organism: Durusdinium trenchii
Lineage: Eukaryota; Dinophyceae; Suessiales; Symbiodiniaceae
Source: the annotation of a GenBank genome assembly
CACCGGUGAAAAAGAAUAUUUGAUAAACGAACUGACUAUGUUUUGAGUGAGAUCAUUGACCGCCAUGCCUGCAUGCCUGAGCGCCUGAGCUCAUCAUGUUGCAAGGCACCACAAGCGGAUGUCGAGAGGCAGUUCAUGUCGAGUGCUGGAUGAAGCGACGAAUUCAGAUCUCCAUCGACCCUUCGUUGGGUGUGGCCGGCCAGCCUUGGAGAGCUCAAGAGGUGGCCGCUCGCCAGGUGGUGCAGGUGUUCCACCGCGACGUGCCGGUGGUGGAGCUGGGAUCCGGCUGUGGUGGCUUGGCCUCGUUCCUGGCCUUGGAGGGCUAUCGAGUGGUGGCCACGGAUCUGCCAGACUGUUCCCGCCUGGUCUCCGAGACGGCUCGUUGCAACGAGGUCCGGGUGCCGUUUGAGGUGCUGCCCUGGGGGGAUUGGACCGCCAUGGAGGCCGUCCUGGCUACGCUGCGGACGACGUGCGUGAAUCUGGUGGCUUGUGAGUUGGCUUAUUGGGGUGGUUGGUCUCUCUUGGAGGAGGAUCCCUUAGACGCCUUGGUGGAGACCUUGACCUUCUUCCUCACGCGCGGGUCACGCGAUGGAGAAGGCGGUGGCCUUGGCUUGUUGGUCUAUGAGGCUCGGAACUUGCCCCGCGAGGCGAAACUUUUUCAGCUGCUGGAGACGCAUGGCUUGGAGUGGAAGCGCUUGGAGCCCGAUGAGGAUCCCAAUGAGGGUGAAGUGGGAGCCUGGCUGGUGCAAGCAAAA